Coffea eugenioides is the source of this 4597-nucleotide messenger RNA. RefSeq names its product putative disease resistance protein At4g19050. Lineage: Eukaryota; Viridiplantae; Streptophyta; Magnoliopsida; Gentianales; Rubiaceae. Gene Ontology annotation, molecular function: protein binding; ADP binding. The record is from RefSeq and is a predicted model, not a curated record. The coding region runs from base 121 to 4278 and encodes 1385 amino acids. The transcript is spliced from 2 exons.
AACAUUUUUCUUUGUUGAAGCUCUGUUCUAGUUUCUCAGACAUCCAUCAAACAACGGACAGCAAGCAGUAGCAGGUAAUCAAGAAAGCAUUUCCAGGUGUUUUGGAGUGGCACAUUGGCAAUGGACCAGAAUAGUGUGGAACUGCAGGCAAAAGAAAUUCUUAAACUUCUCAAGGAAAAACAUGUGUCAACAAUUGUUCUUUCUGGGAAAUCAGGAACUGGAAAAACAUGGAUGGCAAGAAAAGUUGGUCUGCUUGCAGUCACAAAUGAAAGAGUUGACAUUAUGCUUUGGAUUUCUUUGAGUUUUAGGCAUGAUGAGAUGUCUCUCUAUGAGCAUAUUGCUCGUCAGUUGUCUCUACUUUCCACUUCUGCGGAGCUGGAAAUUGAUGAUAUCGAGCAGGUACGGAAUGACAAUGGUAAGGAGGAAACCUUGGAUGACUUGAAAGGAAAGGUGCAGAAAAAACUUUCAGCAAGUAAUGUUCUUCGAGGGAUACUUGUAAUUUUGGAUGAUGAAGGAAACAAAAUGAAAGAAGGGGAUCGAGACUUACAACAAGUCCUUCAGUUUAUCCGGCAGAACGCCUAUCAGCCGUCAAUAGAAGUUGCUGAUGGAGAUGGACAGCAAAAACUUAAGGUUCUAAUAACUUCUAGGAAUGAAGAUACGAGGCACCAAACUCGGGGGGAUAAGAAAGUGAUUGACAUGAAACGUCUAACUCCAGAAAUGUCAAUUUCUUUGUUAAAGCAAGGGGCUGUGGCAAAAGUUUUUGAAAUUUCAGGUGUUGAAAUUUUAGUUAAAAGCUUCAUCGAUAAAAAAGAAGGUCUUACACCUGGAGAAGUAGCCUUGCUAGCAAACCUACUAAAUUACUAUCAACAUGAUUCCAAAGUGCAGGAUCUGCAACAGGCUUUGGAAGAAGCAUGGGGUGGUGAUGACUACAAUUACACCCUGUUGCUCUCAAGUGGAUAUGAAAGGGUGUCAGACGGUAUUUUAGUUGACUUUUCUUGGCAGGGCAGCCAUUUUUUCCGCGACCAUGGAUCUAUUCACUACGGUGAGCUGAUAUCAUACUGGAUACUAGAAGGAUAUCUUAGUCCUUUUAACAGUCUUGAGGAGGCUUAUGAGGAGGGGCACCGCAUUUUGAUGCAGCUUAUGUACUGUCAAAUGCUGAAAGAAGUAAGUGAUGAUUUCCUCCAAAUGGUCAGCGGAACUGUACUUAUUAACUACCAUCGUCAGGGAUAUGGUGGAAUCGCUAAUCUGGGGUUGGCUAAUGUUCUUGUGAAUGGUAAUGAUUGGCAUGGUAUUGGAAAAGUCACUUUGAUGGAUGGUAUGAUCAGAACACUUGUCAAUCAUAAAAAAGUGCAGCCAUUAAAAGUACUUUUACUUGACGGGAGCUGUCUCAGCGGGCAACAUCUGAAUAGUCUCCUACUGAACAAUCAGGAGCUGCAAAUUCUGGGUCUUUUCAGCCUCAGAAUUAUAUCAUUGCCUCGUUGCUUCUGCCACUUGAAAAAAUUGAACGUUCUUGUGCUCAGGGACUGUGAUUUCUUAGAAAAGAUUGAUGAAAUUGGAGAACUAAUGACAUUAACUGUCCUUGAAGUAUCUGGUUCUGGCUUGGUGAAAAGUAUGCCAAAAAACUUUUUUCAGCACCUGAAGAAACUUCGUAGCCUCCACUUCUCCGACUUUCAGAUUGAAGUCAUGCCUGAUUCUUUUUAUCACCUUACAGAACUCAGCUGGCUCAUUCUAAAAAGGUUUUCUCAUUUAACAAAGUUGCAGAGCCUGAAAAAGUGUCAAAACCUUAUGGUUGUUGAUCUUUCUGGUGCUGCCUCCUUGCCAACUUUUCCAGAAAAGAACUUGAAAUCAUUGCCGAAACUUCAAACAUUAAAUCUUUCAAACUCCAAGAUCAAACCUUUGCCUAUUUUUCAUGAAACUGGAGAGCUUACUCAUCUAUCAGUUAGCGGUUGUAGCAACAUGGAUAGAGUGCCCAGCAUUCGGUCUCUAACUAAUCUGCAAGUUCUUGAUCUUUCAUGGUCAACCAUAGUGGAGUUCCACGACAAGUCAUUUCAGAAUAAUACAAGUCUGAAGAUCCUUGAUUUAUCUGGAACUGCUAUUCCUUCAUUACCUUUUAACAUCGGUAAACCUCGUGAGUUCUAUUUGAAAAAUUGCUCUGAGAUAAAAUACAUGAAUUGUGUUGAAUCUUCCGAAGAACUAGAGAUACUUGAUUUUUCAGGUGCCUGUAAUCUUGUAAAAAUUGAAGGAAAGUUCUUUGAAUGUUUAGAAAAUCUCCGAGUCCUCAACCUGUCAGGAACAAAAGUCAAAGAUCUACCAUCCCUUUCUGCUCUCCACAACCUCCGUCAGCUGUUACUUUCAUGUUGUCUGAAUCUGGAGAAGUUGCCAAGGUUGGCUUCAAGCAAACUGGAAGAGCUCGAUCUAUCUGGCUGUAAGGCAAUGACAAUGAUAGAAGAUAAAUCUUUUGAGCACCUACCUCGCCUUCGUCGGCUUGUCCUCUCUCAAACAAAGAUUGUACACUUACCAGAACUCAACUCCCUCUCAAAUCUUGAGGAGCUAAAUCUGAGUGGUGUUAAAUCAUUUACCGGAACUGAUUUCAUAGAGCACAUGAGUAAACUUCAGGUUCUAAACCUCUCCGAGACCUUGCUUAAAGAGCUACCUGCCUUAACGAAUCUCAAAAGCCUUAAGCAUCUGUUUUUGAGGGGCUGUGGACAACUAGAGGUUCUCCCUGUCUUGGAAGUACUUCACAACCUUGAGACUCUUGAUCUUUCUCAAACAGCACUGAGGCAACUGCCGUUUGUAGGAAGUUUGAGUAACCUGCAUAAACUGUUGCUCAGUGACUGUUCAAAAUUGGAAAACUUUAAAAACCACAAGCUGCUUGACAUGUCUGGAGUUGAAAAUCUCCCUUGUGGAAUCUCAAGAUUGACUCAGCUGCAACAUCUUGCUUUACCUAGUAUGAAGGAAGACAUCCAAGCAGCUGACACCAGUGAGGUAACUAGCUGGAAGCAAAAGCCUAGUGCAUCACAUUGGUCCUUCUCCGUUGUGGAUCGAACGGUACCAAACACUAGCAGAUCUUUACUUUCUUAUAACGGUUCACUAUUUCUUGAAUUUCUGGACAGCAAUCCUUCUGUAUUGGACUCAACCUCAAAUCAUUUCCAUCUCUUUGUUCAUCCUACUGAGGUGCAAAAUGGUGCAAGGGACAUGCUCUUCCAGAGGGAUGAAUUGGUUUUUAGAGAUGUCUAUCUAUUAACUAGGCAUUGCUCUAAAUCUCAAGGCCGGUUAGUGGAGAUUCAUCAUCUGAGUGCUUUUUCCGAGGGCAUUGAGGCUGUACUUCAUAAUGCUGAGUAUAUAUUCUUGUUUGAUAGUUUGUUUUUCAAAUCAUUUUCUGAUUUAGGUGCUGGCAACGUCAAGACGUUGAAAGGUUGUUGGAUUGAGGGAUGUGAAAAUAUGGAGUUCAUUAUCGAGACGAGUGACUUAGUAGACAGUAGCGAACGGGGGAUAGCACUUGAGAUUUUAUGGAUUUCAAAUGCAUCGAGUUUAAGGAGCAUGUACAGUGAAAGCCUGCGGUUGGGGAGCUUUCAGAAUCUGAAGUGCUUGUAUCUAGAUUGCUGCCCAAAGCUGUUGAGUGUUUUCUUUUCAUCCCACCUGCUGCAGAUGCUUGAAAUUCUUCAUGUCAGAUUUUGCGAGAAUUUGGUGGCUUUGUUUGGAGAUGAUGUAGAAGAGCAUGAAUUGCCAAACUUACGAACAUUGCAUUUGUGGGAACUACCAAAACUGAAAAGCAUUGGGUGCAUAAUGCCGUCUCUACAAAGUCUAGAAGUAGUCGAGUGUCCCAUGCUUGGCCACAUGCUAUCUUCACGUCAUGUACCAGAAAAACUUGAGGUCCUUAAAGUCAGAAAUUGUAGUGAGUUGGGCAAUUUGCUUGAAGGAUUGACAUCAGAAAACUGCAAAUUGCCUCAUCUAGCUGAAGUUCACCUGUGGGGAUUACCAAAGCUGACAAGAAUUGGGAUUGAAUCACCCUUGUUGAGAUCUUUAGAAAUUGGAGAUUGUUCUGUGCUUUUACAUGUUAGUUAUAUGCCAGAAAACCUGGGGGUCCUCAAGGUCAGAUUCUGUGACAACUUGGAAGCUAUAUUUGUUGGCAUGACAUCUGAAAAUUUCAUACUGCAAAGCUUACAUACAGUUCAUCUUUGGGGUUUACCAAAGCUGGUCGGCAUUGGUGCCAGAUUGCCACCUCUCCAGAAGUCCAUUAUCAGGGACUGUCCCAAACUAGCUCUCCCGGUGUCAUGAUUGGCCGGCUCUUUAACCACAUCGCAAGAUUUGUAUGGCAUAAUUUCCUAGCAAAUGCUAAAGGGAAGAUGUUAGCUGCACUGUGAAUGGUAGAGGAAUGUAUUCUUAGCAUGGAACAAGCUGUUCCAAACCAGAUUGCUUUGUUUGCUGUUAACAUGGGCAGGAAUUGUCCCAAACGCAGUUUAAUACCAGUCAUGAUAUGUGCUUGAUUGGCUAUUGGAGUACUUGCAAAAUUAUUUUAUAUAGCGUGUAGCAAUAUCAUUUAGGUGACUGUCGGCUCUCUAAUUUGAAUUUCAAGCUCUCUUCAUUUUUCCUUUCU